CAUAUAAAUUUAUAGUCUGGCUUUGUUUAAACUCAUCAAAAGCUUGCCCUUCUUUUUAUGAUUGAGAGCUGGUAUGUCGACUAAGACUAAAACCCUAAGUAGUAGUUCUGGAGAAGACGAUGGCGAGCUUAGGAGAGGGCCAUGGACUCUUGAAGAAGACUCUCUUCUUAUUCAGUACAUAGCUCGUCACGGCGAAGGCCGAUGGAACUUGCUAGCCAAACGUUCAGGAUUAAGGAGAACUGGCAAAAGUUGCAGAUUGAGAUGGUUGAAUUAUCUGAAACCCGACGUUAAGCGAGGAAAUCUUAGUCCGGAAGAACAGCUCUUGAUUCUUGACCUCCACUCAAAAAUGGGAAACAGGUGGUCGAAAAUCGCGCAAUAUUUACCGGGAAGAACAGACAAUGAAAUCAAGAACUACUGGAGAACACGGGUGCAGAAACAAGCCCGGCAUCUCCGAAUCGACACGAGCAGCGUAGAGUUUCAAAACAUGAUAAGGUGCUAUUGGAUGCCAAGGUUGCAGCAGAAGAUAGGAGGAGAAAUAUCGACUUCUUCAGCUGUGUUAAACCAAAACCAUACCAUUUCGCAGCCUCUCGAACAGAACACCUUCCCACAUUUUACAGCCACAAUAUCGCCGCCACCACAAAUUCUAGUGCAGGAAGAAAUUAAUAUGAGUGCAACAAUGUACAAUUUAGAUGUCGAAAAGCAGAACACAAAGGCAGAGUACUGCACAGGUCCAUACAUUUUUCCUUCAGAGCCAAUGGACAUGUCGAAGACUGUGCAGUUUCCGGAAUGCCCUCCUUUCCAUUGCGGUGACAACAAUGGCUAUGACACGGAAUCCUUCAAUCUGCAGGAAACUGUGUCAGCGGACUCAGCACCAAAUUUUCCAGGAAAUUGUGCCAGCGAUUGCUACGUGGCAGAAACCAACUGGUUUGACAGUGAUUUGUUAUGUAGCAUAUGGAACACGGACGAAAUGUAGCAAAGUAGGAGCUUAUGACUUAUUUGUUAGAGAGGGGGAGAGAGAGAGGUUGAGGGUCUUAUUUUUUAGACAACCCUUUAGCAACUUAUGACUUUUUGAUACAAAUUAGUAUGUAGAUCAUUCCAUCCAGUGUUAAGCAUUUGUAAAUUUUCUACCCAACACACAAAAUUGUGCAAGUUGUUGAUUUGAACUUUCUUUUUUUAUGAAAAAAGCGUCAAUGCUAAAAUAAUAUAGUUAUCAGACAAACACUAA
Messenger RNA from Malus domestica (apple), 1225 nucleotides. RefSeq names its product transcription factor MYB62-like. Gene Ontology annotation, biological process: regulation of DNA-templated transcription. Gene Ontology annotation, molecular function: catalytic activity; sequence-specific DNA binding; DNA-binding transcription factor activity. Gene Ontology annotation, cellular component: nucleus. NCBI's taxonomy places the organism in Eukaryota, Viridiplantae, Streptophyta, Magnoliopsida, Rosales, Rosaceae. The record is from RefSeq and is a predicted model, not a curated record.